Beta vulgaris subsp. vulgaris (sugar beet) is the source of this 756-nucleotide messenger RNA. RefSeq lists its product as uncharacterized. The transcript has a single exon. NCBI's taxonomy places the organism in Eukaryota, Viridiplantae, Streptophyta, Magnoliopsida, Caryophyllales, Amaranthaceae. The record is from RefSeq and is a predicted model, not a curated record. Bases 1 to 756 code for a protein of 251 amino acids.
AUGGGAACAACAACACUUUUUCGAGUGGAGCUGGCCCUAGUGUGCCUGCUGGCAAGAUUGAAUGUCAUAAGUGCUAGGGAAGCUGAAACGUCCAAGGACGUAGUUACGGGCAAUGUUUCUAUUAAUUUCGCUUUUGUUAAAGCUUUAUUUGAUUCAGGAGCCGAACGUUCAUUUGUUUCAAAGUUAGUUGUUUCAAAAUAUUGCUUAGAAAACCCUAGGGAUGUUGAAAUUCCUAUUAUGUUACCAUCUGGGGAAGUAGUAACUUGCUCAAGAGUAUAUGAGAACGCUCUUGUGAGAAUUGGGGAUGUAGACUUUGAAACAAACCUCAUAGAGUUUCCAUUGGAAGACUUGGAUAUCAUUCUAGGAAUGGAUUGGCUUAAAGAGUAUAAAGUCGAGAUUCUUUGUGGCGAACAAAAAGUGAGAUUGAGGAAUAAGAAUGGAAAAAGGGUGACUUUCAAGACUAAACCACAAGAAGAUAGAAUUAAGAUCAUUUCAGCCUUAAGUUUGGUAAAGCAAGUAAGCAAGGGAGCUUCGUUAUUAUUCUUGUGUAGUGUGCAAAUGUUGGAAGAAGAUAAGCUUAAGAUAGAAUAUGUGAAGGUGGUGAAUGAGUUUCCAGACGUAUUUUCGGAAGAUAUAUCGGGAAUGCCACCUCAAAGGGAGUUAGAAUUGACCAUAGACUUAGAACCUGGAACGGCCACUAUAUCAAAAGCACCCUAUAAAAUGGCUCCAGCAGAGAUGAAGGAGCUCAACAAGUAA